This is a messenger RNA of Blepharisma stoltei, 1119 nucleotides long. Lineage: Eukaryota; Ciliophora; Heterotrichea; Heterotrichida; Blepharismidae. The record is from the annotation of a GenBank genome assembly.
AUGCUAUCCCAAAAUUUCGAGCCCUUCAAUUUAUCAAGCGAUUCAUCUAUUAAUUUUCCUUUAGAAUUCAAGGAGUCUCUAAUAAGACUUGACGAUAUUUUUGAUACUGAUCCGCAAAAUCAAGUUGCAGAAAAGGUUGAAUUCCAAUUAAUGAAAAAAAGGAGUAAAUUCAAAGAAAUUUCAAACGAUGAGCUGCUAUCUUCAAAAAGUAUUCCAAAUGAAUUUUUCCCUCCACAACAGAAUAUUGAUUUCGAUAAUAGGCAAGAAUUGCAUACAAUAAAUGCUAAUAGAGGAAAUCAGAGAUAUCGAAAUAUAUUAUCAAAACUAAAUCAGCGAAGGAGUGAAGAACAUAAGUUACAAGCCAACCAAAUCCCUACAAAUGUUCAAGAAAUUCAUAGCCAAGCUGAUAAUGACCCUCAAGCAUCCAGAAAUAUCAGAUUAUCAACAGUUUAUACAAACCCUAGCAUAGACUCAUUUAAAGUUUUUUCUAAUUUUUCUAACGAAACUGAACCAAUUUCCCCUGUCUAUGCGUUUGAUUUAGAUAGAAUUCAGUUAACUAAUGGAAACCAAGAAACAAAUACAAAUUUAUAUGUAGAUCACCAAGACACAGAACCUAAUAUCCCUGUCUUUAAAUUUGAGAAAUUUAUUCAAAAAUAUAAUCAGCCUGUAGCUAUAUAUUGUGAUAAGUGCUGCCAAAAUACUCAAGUUCAAAUUUCAUUUAGGUUAAAAUCAUUACUUCUAUCCUCCAUCAGCGAAUAAAAUUUUUUAUUCUCUCUAUUUUUUAAAAGUAUCCAAAAUUAAUAGAGUUUAUAAUAAAAUUCAUGUUUAGAAUGCAAGCUAUUUAAAUUCAGUAGAAUUAGCGAGAGAUUUUUAUAUAAUAAUUAUCACUUAUAUAUCAAAAUAUUUUUUCAUAAUUUUUUUACUGACUACGGUGGAUAGAUUGCUUGCAGAAAAUAGACAUUUUCAAAUGAUAUUUUUUGUUCAUAACAAGGGGAAUUAGGAUUUUGGAAAACUCUUGGAUUUGUCUUCCAAGCUUUUCGCUGCUGUAGUGGGCAUUCUCUGAAGCAGUAUCAAGAGGUUGUUUAUAGGUGUAUUAAAUGCAAAAGUGUUAUAUCAUAG